Molecule: messenger RNA, 424 nt
Organism: Oppiella nova
Lineage: Eukaryota; Metazoa; Arthropoda; Arachnida; Sarcoptiformes; Oppiidae
Source: the annotation of a GenBank genome assembly
UCGACGUCGAUCGGCCUGUUGUCGCCCACCCGACGGGACGCACCCCUCUUCACGUUCAGACAAGUGGGUCUCAUAUGCGAGCGGGUGCUGAAGGAACGGGAGACUCAGAUUAGGCAGGAGUACGACGAAGUCCUCAAUACCAAAUUAGCCGAACAAUACGAGACUUUUGUCAAAUUCACUUACGAUCAGAUCCAGAAGCGAUUCGAAGCCAAUUCGAUUCCUAGUUAUCUAUCAUAGGGAAAAAUGCAAUUAGUAUUAUGAAUAUUACAAGAAUUUUUAGAUACAACUCUACAAAAUUGCCAAACAAUUAAAGUGUGCUUUUCUUAUGUGUUAUACUCUCUCCUCUACUCUCUCUCACACUCUCUCUACCUUUCAAUACAUGAUUUGUUUUAUCUCUUAUUAUAAAUUGUAUGCAAAUUAACGC